CAAUGCGAAGGAAGCCGGAAAUGCGGAAAGACAAGUCAGCUGACUGCCUGGACGCAUUGCUCUUCACGUACAUCAACAUACUAUCAAAAUACUUCGUGUUUUUUUCUUAUUAUUAUUAAAACCGUUUUUAUUCUUUGGUGAGGUCGACAGCGAUGUUGCGACCCAAAGCUCUGACGCAGGUCCUCAGCCAAGCGAACACAAACGGAGUCCAGAGCACUCUCUUGCUGAAUAAUGAAGGUUCCCUCCUGGCUUACUCUGGUUAUGGAGAUACCGAUGCACGCGUAACAGCUGCCAUCGCCAGCAACAUCUGGGCAGCUUACGACAAGAAUGGCCACCAAGCCUUCAACGAAGACAAGCUUACCUUCAUCCUCAUGGACUGUAUGGAGGGAAGAGUGGCCAUCACUCGUGUAGCCAACCUGCUGCUGUGCAUAUAUGCCAAAGAGACUGUGGGAUUCGGGAUGCUGAAAGCCAAGGCAGAGGCUCUGGUUCAGUAUCUGGAGGAACCGUUGACUCAAGUGGCCGCAUCGUAGUGAAGAUCCGACCAACGCUUCUGUUGGUCUGAACUGAAGAAGAAAUCAGCUGUUCAGGUCAUCGGUGGACUGCUGUAACCCUCCUGUCCAACACUAAGUGUACAAAGGGCCAUGUCUCUAAAUGGAGGGGUGUGUGUGUGUGUGUGUGUGUGUGUGUGUGUGUGUGUGUGUGUGUGUGUGUGUGUGUACAGCUGAAAUGUGAUUCCAUUUUCAGUUUUCACUUGGAAUCGGUCCAUUCGGUCAUAGUUUUGUUGUUCAAUGUGAAACUGAACAUUUUUCAGGAGUCACAGAUGUACAUCAUGAUAAAAACGUGUGUGGAGAUUUUAUAUGAAUCUUUCUGAAAAAUGCAGUUGAGAUUGUUAUUUACUUGUGUUUUAUGUCAAGGUUGUUUGAUAAAUGAGAGAUACUG
Molecule: messenger RNA, 939 nt
Organism: Nothobranchius furzeri (turquoise killifish)
Lineage: Eukaryota; Metazoa; Chordata; Actinopteri; Cyprinodontiformes; Nothobranchiidae
Gene: lamtor2
Product: late endosomal/lysosomal adaptor, MAPK and MTOR activator 2
Biological process (GO): positive regulation of TOR signaling; cellular response to amino acid stimulus
Cellular component (GO): Ragulator complex
Molecular function (GO): molecular adaptor activity; guanyl-nucleotide exchange factor activity
Source: RefSeq, a predicted model, not a curated record